GGCAUGUUCGGCCUCCGGAGGAGACUGAGAGGAGACCUCAUCCACGUCUGUCAGCGUCUCAGGGAGGGGUCAGGGGAUGCACCAGGCUCCGAGCCGCACACACGAGACAACGCGCCGAAACUGGUGCACAGGAAGUCCCCCUUGAGCAGGAGGAAGAAUUUCUUCACUCGUUCGGGUGACCGAGGACGGGAAGAGAUUUCCCGGAGAGGCAGCGGAGUCUCCCUUACCCGAGAUACUCAAGAACGGCAUGGACGCGUUCCUGUGCCGUGCGCUCCAGGACAGCCCUGUUCGAGCCCGGCGGCUGGAGCGGGUGUCCCGCCGCGGAGCCCCUCCAGGGUGACCCGUUCCGGCCGUGACUACAGUUCCCGGCGCGCUGCGCGGCGCCCGGGCGCUGCCGGGAGGCGGCGGCGGCGGCGGCCGGGCGGGCGGUCGGUGGAGCGGGCCGACGAGAUGCGCGGCUACGCCGAGCGGCUCAUCGACUACGCCAAGCGGGGGGACAAGGACGAGCGCGCCAUGCGCAUGGCGGAUUUCUGGCUGACCGAGAAGGACCUCAUCCACAAGCUGUUCAAGGUGCUGGCGCCCCGCUUCCAGCCGCACCCCGGCAGCUACACGCGGCUGCUGCAGAUCCCCAACCGGGACGGGCUGGACCGCGCGAAGAUGGCGGUGAUCGAGCUGAAGGGGAACCCGCUGCCGCCGCUCGUCCGCCCGCGCCGCGACUCCGACAAGACGCUGCUGAACCAGCUGCUCAAGGGCUACCGGCAGGACGCGCAGCGGGCGCCCCGCGGCACCCCCGUCUAGAGCCGCGCUGCCCCAGGGAGGGGAAGGUGUGGGAGGAGGGCUGGAGGGUGAUGGAAGUUGCCUCGGUGAGGGCUUGUGAGUUUGUUGGCUGCUUGCAGUGGUUUGGAGACUCGGCAGGAGAAGGAGAUCCAGCUAGGAGCCCUGAUGAUUGAUGUUUUCUGUGUAAAUAAACUUUGUUCGGAAAGUC
This is a messenger RNA of Passer montanus (Eurasian tree sparrow), 985 nucleotides long. It is a transcript of the gene MRPL17, whose product is annotated as mitochondrial ribosomal protein L17. NCBI's taxonomy places the organism in Eukaryota, Metazoa, Chordata, Aves, Passeriformes, Passeridae. The coding region runs from base 4 to 798 and encodes 264 amino acids. The record is from RefSeq and is a predicted model, not a curated record. Gene Ontology annotation, cellular component: ribosome; mitochondrial large ribosomal subunit. Gene Ontology annotation, biological process: translation. Gene Ontology annotation, molecular function: structural constituent of ribosome. The transcript has 3 exons.